AUGGACAAUUUCGAUAUAUCGGACCUAGCAGGUGUCAGCCAACAAUCCUUGCUGUUCGGCACGUACCCUCAACCCCAGCCUUCCACUAUCAAACGACAACAGAACACCCAGACAAACUUCAACCUCCCCCUCUACAACUCGAUAGAGGACUGGAGUGCCGCUGAGCUCACCACCGACUCGGCGCCCUCUCCGGGAUCUGCAUCACCCGUCUCGCCCAUAUUCCCUGGCUUCGCCUCCUCCUUCACCACCGGGGACGAGUGGACCUCUUGGGACAAGCUCGAGCAUUCCCCCGACUCCGACUUCUUCCUCAAGAGUGAGCUCCUUGACAGCCCCGACCUUUCGUCGAUCCCUGUCAUGAGCCCGGACCUGAGCCACAUGGAUGCUUCCAACCCCGGGCUGGACGACGUUGUGCAGUUUGGUAGUGAGGGAGUCAACGACACAAGGCCUUUGUUCCAGUCCCCACAGAUGAACCUCGCCAUGCCUCAGCGCCAACCAUCCUCGGUCCCUGCCCAGGCCCCUAACACUGGCCUUCCUACACCCCCAGAACCCACACAAGCAAACCAGCAAAGGAGGUAUCCUGCUCGCGCAAACCUCAAGAGGAAGUCGUCGUCGGAUGAUGAUGCGUCCUCGCCCUCGUCACCCCGUUCAUCCUGCUCGCCACCUCCCCCUCAGCGUCGCCACACCGCGCCGUCCACCAAAGAGGAGUCACCUUCAACUACAGUCUCCAAGCCUGCCCUCGGUCCCAAGAAGACAGCACACAACAUGAUCGAGAAGCGAUACCGGACCAACCUGAACGACAAGAUCGCUGCUCUGCGGGAUAGCGUCCCAGCUCUACGGGUAAUGGUGCACAGGCUGGAGCACGCAGACGAUGAGGUCAACAACUCGACAAAUAUAAUGGACGAGAUCAAGGCCGAAGCGGGGCUGGACAUCGAGGACGACCUCGGCGGGGUGACGCCCGCACACAAGCUCAACAAGGCCACAAUCUUGAGCAAGGCCACCGAGUACAUUGCCCACCUGGAGAGGAAGAAUCGGUCUUUGGCCAAGGAGAACUCAUCAUUGAGAAAAAGAGUGGAGGGUUUCGAGAUGCUGGUCAUGUCCUCAAGGGGCGGACAAUCGCAACGGCCCAUGUGGCAGUAG
Molecule: messenger RNA, 1137 nt
Organism: Diaporthe citri
Lineage: Eukaryota; Fungi; Ascomycota; Sordariomycetes; Diaporthales; Diaporthaceae
Exons: 2
Coding region: 1-1137 (378 amino acids)
Molecular function (GO): protein dimerization activity
Source: RefSeq, a predicted model, not a curated record